AUGUAUGGCUCUGAAUCAGUGCUCUCCUGCUGGUGCCACUGCCCGUUCUGGGCCUGGACAGCGGACUCGGGCAAGCUGCUCCUCGUGCUCCAGAGUCGUACUGCUCCAGGCCAAAGAUGGGAUGUCCCCGCCAUUCUUUGGUGGGCAGAUACUCCAGAGCUCGAGCAAUCUUCUCUGCUGGGGAGCAUCAGCUACCUUGAAGAGCUGAAGCUGGGAGGGUGUCAGGGUCUGAGGAUCGAUGCCGUGGAUCCGGAGAAUGUGUUCAGAGGCUGCGUUGUCGCCGUGCGGUGGCACAGAGGCCGACCUCGGGAUGUCCUCUCGGUUUGA
Clonostachys rhizophaga is the source of this 327-nucleotide messenger RNA. The record is from the annotation of a GenBank genome assembly. Lineage: Eukaryota; Fungi; Ascomycota; Sordariomycetes; Hypocreales; Bionectriaceae.